This is a messenger RNA of Phragmites australis (common reed), 1600 nucleotides long. RefSeq names its product mitochondrial import receptor subunit TOM40-1-like. Lineage: Eukaryota; Viridiplantae; Streptophyta; Magnoliopsida; Poales; Poaceae. The coding region runs from base 140 to 1138 and encodes 332 amino acids. The transcript is spliced from 11 exons. The record is from RefSeq and is a predicted model, not a curated record. Gene Ontology annotation, biological process: protein import into mitochondrial matrix. Gene Ontology annotation, molecular function: transmembrane protein transporter activity. Gene Ontology annotation, cellular component: mitochondrial outer membrane translocase complex; mitochondrial outer membrane.
AGCCACCAAAACCACGGAGAAAAUAAACACUCCCAAAACCCACGCAAGGUAGCAGCGCCGCAGCCGCAGAAGCGAGGUGAAAGAGAGCCGAGCGCCCCAAACCCAAACCCCAGAAGCCCGGACCUAGGGUUCUGCCGCCAUGGGAUCCGUCGCCUCCGCCGCAGCGCCGCCGCCGUCUCCCCCAGCGCAGCCCCAAGCGGGCACGCCGCCGUAUGGAGUCGGACUCGCCGGGAUCCUCCCGCCGAGGCCGGAGGGGGAGGGAAAGGAGGAGAAGGUAGACUACCUCAACCUCCCCUGCCCGGUGCCCUUCGAGGAGAUCCAGCGCGAGGCCCUGAUGUCGCUGAAGCCAGAACUUUUUGAAGGAUUGAGGUUUGACUUCACAAAAGGGUUAAAUCAAAAGUUUUCGCUUAGCCACAGUGUUUUAAUGGGCUCCUUAGAAGUACCAUCUCAGUCACCUGACACUAUAAAAGUUCCAACUGCACAUUAUGAAUUCGGUGCCAAUUUCUUAGACCCAAAGUUAAUGCUCAUUGGAAGGGUGAUGACUGAUGGAAGGCUGAAUGCUCGUGUGAAAUGUGAUUUGACAGACAAUCUUACGCUAAAAGUGAAUGCGCAGCUUACCCAUGAGGCGCAUUACUCCCAAGGGAUGUUUAACUUUGAUUACAAGGGCACUGACUAUCGAGCACAAUUUCAAAUCGGAAACAAUGCAUUCUACGGUGCAAAUUAUAUUCAGAGUGUUACACCAAACCUAUCAAUGGGAACUGAAAUAUUCUGGCUUGGCCAACAGAGGAAAUCAGGAAUUGGUUUUGCCUCUCGCUAUAACACGGAUAAAAUGGUGGGUACUCUACAGGUCGCAAGCACUGGAAUAGUUGCCUUAAGUUAUGUCCAGAAAGUUUCUGAGAAGGUUGCCCUCGCAUCUGACUUCAUGUAUAACCACAUGUCAAAAGACGUGACUUCUAGCUUUGGUUAUGAUUACAUGCUUAGGCAGUGCCGUCUAAGAGGUAAAAUCGACUCAAAUGGUGUUGUUGCUGCAUACUUGGAGGAGAGAUUGAACAUGGGUGUCAACUUCCUUCUUUCUGCCGAGAUUGAUCAUUCAAAGAAGAACUACAAGUUUGGUUUUGGAAUGACUGUAGGAGAGUAAUUCUGCAGAAACCAUUGCUGUGGGGGCACAUGAGAUACUUGUGCAGUGGGCUUUGCAUGAAUGUCACAAUAUUUCAGGGCUCAGUUUUGAGUGAACAGGUUCUUGCCCUUGUGUGUCUUGGGAAAAUAUAGGAAUAGACCAUUGCUACUUUACAGAGUUUCUCUUUCUGUGUAUUGGUGGUGUCUUUUCAUCUGCUUGAGAUAAUAUGACCGCGGGGGCCAUGAUUCUUUGUUUUGGAUGGAACAAGCUUAAUAGCUUUGGAAUAAUGUUGCUUAUGCUGCUAGCGACCUUAGGUUUAACCCAAGGUCGCCACCAGCACAACAUUUUUUUUUGUGUGUACGACCAUCUUACACUAGCUGCAGAAAAUUUUACGCUUUAAAGCUCCUGACCAUCUGCCACAUUUACUGUUCUCAUGUGCGUCUGUUUAUAAAUGGCAAGUCAGAACAUAAUUUAGCAUGUCAA